Molecule: messenger RNA, 988 nt
Organism: Phodopus roborovskii (desert hamster)
Lineage: Eukaryota; Metazoa; Chordata; Mammalia; Rodentia; Cricetidae
Product: NKG2-A/NKG2-B type II integral membrane protein
Exons: 7
Coding region: 36-743 (235 amino acids)
Biological process (GO): positive regulation of natural killer cell mediated cytotoxicity; stimulatory C-type lectin receptor signaling pathway
Source: RefSeq, a predicted model, not a curated record
CAUAGCACAGGCCCUGGCAUCAUUCAGCUGCCGAGAUGAGUAAUGAAAGAGUCACCUACGCAGAACUGAAUGUGGCGAAGAACUCAAGGAAACAGCAAAAGAAACCAAGGGGCACUCGAAGAUCCAUCUCAGUAACUGACCAGGAUAUCACCUAUGCGGAAUUCAGCUUUCAAAAUGCUCCUCAAGAGCAUCCCCCAGUCUGCAGAGACUGCUGCUGCGAAGGUCUUCCAUGUCCUCCAGAAAAACUCAUCGCUGGGAUUCUGGGCAUUAUCGGCGUUGCCUUACUGGUCGCUGUGGUUGUAAUUAGAACAGUUGCCAUACCAUAUCCUGAAGCAAACUCGCAGAACACCUCUGUGACUAGCACCCAGACAGCACACACUUGUGGCCAUUGUCCAAAGGAGUGGAUAUCAUAUUCUCACAAUUGUUAUUACAUUAGUGUGGAGAAAAAAACUUGGAAUGACAGUUUAGAGUCCUGCAUUUCCAAAAAUUCUUCUCUGCUCUACAUAGAGAGUGAAGAGGAGCAGGACUUUCUGAAUUUGUUCUCACUGGUCCCAUGGACUGGAGUCUUUCGGAAGAGCAGAGAUCAACUAUGGAUUUGGAAAAAAGACUCAACUUUCAAACCAAAGAUAACAGAGCUUUCCCAUGAUGAACAUAACUGUGUCAUGCUGUCGUCUUCUGGCCUCUUAGCAGAUAACUGCACAUCUUUGCAUACAUAUCUUUGUAAGCGUAAGCUCACCAACUAAAACACACGCACUUGGAGUCUUCCAGAUUUCCUGCCCCCUUCAGAUGAACUUGUGGCUGGAUCCCAAAGGAUCAUCUGCUCCCUCUAUAUAUAUCCCGCUUGGUGGUGACAAACGCUGAUAUUACCCGUAAUAUGAUGAUUGGCGGGUCAUUUUCACUCUGACAGCUGGAAGUCUCUGUACAUAUUUCUCUGUACAUAGUCAUCAGAGGAUACGUUGAAUAUAUUUUCAUAUUCAUGUAAUUAAAA